AGAUUCUUCAAGAACGGUUAUACCAAGAAUCCUCUCUUGUACUUCUUUCUUGAUCUUGCUCGGAGAAUCACUGCUGGGAGACAUGCCUCGCAAGAAGCAAGCAAAUCCACGAAGAUCAGGUCCAUAUGGUAAUGGUACUGUAGAAGUACUAGAAGCUCCGAGGACGCAAAUCGCCGUGGAGCCACCGAUAAGCAACGAUGUAGACGCAAACGAUUUAGAUAAUUUGGGUGAAGAAUCUGAACAUGAAGCUGAGGCUGAUCACGAAGUACUUGAGGCUGAUCAUGAAUCUGAAGCUGAGGCUGAUCAUGAAUCUGAAGCUGAGGCUGAUCAUGAAUCUGAGCCUGAAGCUGAUCAUGAAUCUGAGCCUGAAGCUGAUCAUGAAUCUGAGGCUGAGGCUGAUCAUGAACCUGAACCUAUCCCUGAACCUGUUGAGCCUCCUCGUCUUCGUGAGAUUCGCAAAUAUCAGAGUACUUCCGAUCUGCGCGUUUCCAGAGUCUUGUUCGUGAAGUCGCCGAAAACUAUAGGCCCGAUUUGAAGUUUCAGAGCCAUGCAAUACUUGCAUUACAAGAAGCUGCUGAAGCCUUUAUUGUGGGUUUUUUUGAAGACACCAAUCUAUCUGCGAUUCAUGCUAGGAGGGUGACGAUCAUGCGCAGGGACAUGGAACUGGCCAGACGGAUUCGUGGCAAACGCCAUUGAAUCACCUGUUGAUUAUGGGAGAAUUUUCUUGUACAUAUUGUUACUGGUUUUAUAUUUUCCGAUGUGGUUUUAUAUUUUCCAAUGGGUGAGAUGGAAUCAAGUAUACAGAUUGGGAUUCAUACUCGACAAAACCCUUUUGGUGUAUUUCUUUCUCUGAUUGAUUCAUGAGAUCUUCUGUUUUGGGGCUCGUUACUAAAAAAAUCUGUUUCGCAAA
Molecule: messenger RNA, 910 nt
Organism: Arabidopsis lyrata subsp. lyrata
Lineage: Eukaryota; Viridiplantae; Streptophyta; Magnoliopsida; Brassicales; Brassicaceae
Product: zinc finger protein on ecdysone puffs
Exons: 4
Coding region: 83-535 (150 amino acids)
Source: RefSeq, a predicted model, not a curated record